UUGAGAAAAAAAAAAUCCUUUGAAACGACGUCGUCUGUUGUUGAUGUGAGAGUGGUACAGUAGAGUGAGUCAUAGCGCACAAGCAGAAACAGAGAGAAUAGGAAGAAAGGAACAUAAGCUCAAAAUCAGAGAAACAGAGUAAUCAAAAUGUUGCGAUCACUGAAUCACAAAACCCCUCCAUUACUCUUCAACUUAAAUUUCAACAACUUAACCUCAUUUCAUAGUAGACUCAAAAUCACACAAGCAUUCUCCUCCGCCGUGUCACCGCCGUCAAAAGCAAUCAUAUACGAGUCACACGGCCAACCCGACGCGGUGACGAAAUUGGUGGACAUUCCAGGUGUGAAAGUGAAAGAGAAUGACGUAUGCGUCAAGAUGCUGGCAGCUCCAAUAAACCCUUCCGAUAUCAAUAGGAUACAAGGUGUAUAUCCCGUCAGACCAGAACCACCAGCUGUUGGUGGUUAUGAAGGUGUUGGAGAGGUUCACUCUGUUGGCGCCGCCGUAACUGCUUUCUCUCCCGGUGAUUGGGUUAUUCCUUCUCCACCUUCUUUUGGAACGUGGCAGACGUACAUCGUGAAGGAUCAGAAUGUGUGGCACAAAGUAAACAAGGGUGUGCCUAUGGAAUAUGCUGCUACAAUUACUGUUAAUCCUCUCACUGCUCUUCUCAUGCUCGAAGACUGCGUUACUUUGAACUCAGGAGAUGCUAUUGUGCAAAAUGGUGCUACCAGCAUGGUUGGCCAGUGUGUCAUUCAGCUUGCAAAAUCUCGUGGCAUUCACAACAUUAAUAUUAUACGGGACAGGCCUGGGGUUGACGAAGUAAAAGAAAGACUUAAGGAUUUGGGCGCUGAUGAAGUUUUCACGGAAAGUGAAUUGGAAGUGAAGAAUGUCAAGAGUCUCCUGGGAGGUAUACCUGAACCUGCACUGGGAUUUAACUGCGUUGGUGGCAAUUCUGCUUCUCUGGUUCUCAAAUUUUUAAGACAGGGAGGAACUAUGGUGACAUAUGGUGGAAUGUCUAAAAAACCUGUCACUGUAUCAACUUCAGCCUUCAUAUUUAAGGAACUUUCCUUGAGAGGUUUCUGGUUGCAGAAUUGGUUGAGCACAGAUAAAGCUCAAGAGGGCAGGGAAAUGAUAGACAGGCUUUUGGGUCUUGUACAUGAAGGGAAGUUAAAAUACAAGAUGGAAUUGACUCCCUUUACCGAUUUCAACACAGCAUUGGACAAAGCUCUAGGAAAACUUGGGAGCCAACCAAAGCAAGUGAUCAAAUUCUAAAUUGAAACGUGGGAUUGGGUUUAAGGCUUGUGGUUGAUAACUUGACAUUCCUUUAUGCGAGGAAGGAGUUUUGUAUUAUAUCUGGCAUUUCUAUCUCGCCAUUUAGUACACAUAUUGUAGGAAUCUCGUGUAUGGUAAACGAAUACUGUAAAAUAGGUAUAAAUUAUUCGAAAUAACUUCUCAAAACAAUUAGAAAUGUAUUUGAGAGAAAGGUAAUCAACAUUCAAUUGUACUAUUCGAAA
Molecule: messenger RNA, 1508 nt
Organism: Trifolium pratense (red clover)
Lineage: Eukaryota; Viridiplantae; Streptophyta; Magnoliopsida; Fabales; Fabaceae
Product: enoyl-[acyl-carrier-protein] reductase, mitochondrial-like
Exons: 8
Coding region: 148-1266 (372 amino acids)
Biological process (GO): fatty acid metabolic process
Cellular component (GO): mitochondrion
Molecular function (GO): trans-2-enoyl-CoA reductase (NADPH) activity
Source: RefSeq, a predicted model, not a curated record